Molecule: messenger RNA, 3046 nt
Organism: Owenia fusiformis
Lineage: Eukaryota; Metazoa; Annelida; Polychaeta; Sabellida; Oweniidae
Source: the annotation of a GenBank genome assembly
GUUGAAACUUUGCAGAUAAAGUUUUAUGAGAUACUACACAUCCAGAAUAUACAUGGACAUGGUGAUAUAUGGAAAGCAUGAAAGAAUAAUGAGACACGUGGUCUGACCUGUGAAGGUAUAACCGCAUCCCUUCACGAAGGAGUAUGUAAAUUAGCUACCGAGCUUAGCUGUGGUUUGACAGGCUACUUGUCAGUGGGUACUAUAGCAACGGUAUAUUGAUUGACAGCUAAAGCGAGUUGAGGCCACGAGAUUUCAAUACAACAGUCAUAAGAGUGAAGUUGUGUUGAGUGCAUGGAGUUAACAAUUUUUGCAGUAUUAUAUGUCAUCUGACAGAUAACUGGAUUUUACUUCUAAACAUUUUGCAGCAAACUUUCACUCAGGGAUUUUAGGAGCGAAACUACGUCCUGACAAUAAGUUACCAACUCUGUACGGAAUAAAAACAUUGGAUGGCGCAUCAAAGAGGGUUUGACGGGAAUGAACUUCCACACUACCCAGGGAUGGACAGCCAUAUGCAAUCUUACGGAGCAGACGCUCACACUAGGAGUAUGCACGACAUCCGGAACUUGGCCGGAACCGGGAGCGUUGACCCAUCGGCCGGCCCAUUACACCACUACCCGGGAAGCUAUGGGCCAAAUAUGGGCAACAAUAUGGGCUCAAAUGCACCCGUAGACAACCAGUUAAAGAGAGACAAAGAUUCAUGCUACGGGCAUCCACUAUUUCCUCUGCUAGCUUUGAUAUUUGAAAAAUGUGAGCUAGCAACUUGUACCCCCAGAGAUCCCGGGGUAGCAGGGGGUGAUGUUUGCUCUUCAGAAAGUUUUAAUGAGGACAUACAAGUAUUUUCAAAACAGGCUCAAAGUGAAGGGAGACCUCUAGCAACCUCUGAUCAAGAACUAGAUAGUCUGAUGAUUCAAGCCAUUCAAGUUUUACGUUUCCAUUUGCUUGAGCUAGAGAAGGUGCAUGAAUUAUGUGAUAAUUUCUGCCACCGUUACAUAAGCUGCUUGAAAGGAAAGAUGCCUAUUGAUCUGGUCAUUGAUGACAGGGAUGGUGCGAAUCCUACCCACAUGGGUAAAUCAUCAAUCAGCGAGGAUGAUGUCACAACCCCUACAGCACAGAGACCUCCAUCUCUUAACUUCCCAACUACAGAAGGUGGUCGGGACGAAACACAGUCUAACCAUUCAGGUGAAAACACACCGGGUCCCCACAGCCAAUCAAAUUCAGGAAUAAUAGAUAAUGGUAGUGAAACAGGCGAUAUGCUAGGCACAGAAAGUAUAGGUUCGGGGGACUUAACAGGGGACGACGAUGAUGAUGGCGAUUCAACAAGUUCAAAGCGCAAUAAGAAACGUGGGAUCUUCCCGAAAGUUGCUACGAAUAUUCUCCGAGCGUGGCUGUUCCAACAUCUUUCACAUCCUUACCCAUCUGAAGAACAGAAGAAACAGUUAGCACAAGAUACAGGCCUCACUAUUUUACAAGUAAACAAUUGGUUCAUAAAUGCUAGGAGGCGGAUAGUACAACCUAUGAUUGACCAAUCAAAUCGUGCAGGUCCCAGUGCAUAUAGUCCUGAUGGUGCGGGUAUGGGGUAUAUGGAAAAUCAACAAAUGGCACACAUGAGACCACCAGGUAUGGGAAUGGGUGAUAUGUACGGAGGAAGCCCCUCAAGUACAUCCUAUUCGCAAAUGUCACAGAUUCGUCCGCCCGUGCACUCUCAAGCCAUGCUCAUUCCCGGCCAUCCUCACCAUAUGAUGAUGGCACAUGGCGGCCCGAUGCACGGCAUGCAUGGACUACAGGCGCAGAGUCCGCCAUUACACGCAGGAAUGGACGGCAUGAGCCAUAUACAGGAUAUACAUGCAGGAUAAGAUUACCAACUAGGCUAGUAGUAUCGAUGUAUAUGUAUAAUAUAAUACACAAGUCAGGUGGUCAGGACCAGCCACCAUCUUGCUGUCCCAUAAUGCAUUGCAUAUGACACAGACGGCUGUGAAUCGGAUCAACUGGCAUUGAAGUAUCUCUACCUGAUUUUUUAAUGACAAAGAAUGAAAUUCUUUUUACAUGAGAGGGUGCCACGUCUGCUUGAUUUUACUAGUAGUUGGGACACAAUGUAAAUAGAUAUGAAUAUAUGGAUAUUUUGUAUCGAGAUACUACUGAGAGUAGAAACUUUAAACGGAAUAUUAUAGACCCAACCAGGAGGCUCACUCCCAUUGUGCUUAGCAAACAGAAGACAUGAUGUCCUACAAUGCAUUGCUGCUGCAGCAGAUGGAGCUGGGGAUCUGCCUGGUUGAAAACAGAGGCCAUCUUUGUAGAAAUGCGAGCUAGUCAAAAAACUAUGAUGACAUCAUAGAGCCACAACUUUACAAGCUAGAGGGGACCAGUAAACAACACUGCAAUCCACCAUAUAGAAAACCUGGGGCCCUCACAUCAAACAACAAUUCCUCGAUGAGUGUUGAAACACAAUUGAUAUUUGAUGUGAUGGCUCCAAUUAAAAUCCCUGCCUGAAUUAUUCUUAAUAUGAUUUGCAGACAAUGUGAAAUCAGUAUUAGUGUGAUAAUACAUAGAUAUUGCAAUAUUUUGCAACCUAUUGUCUUGAAUUGAAUAGCUUGUACCAAUUGAAAUGUAUGUGAAAAUCUAAGUAAAUGAGAAUUUAUUACAGCAUUCGGUUUUAGAAAGUACCACUAGGUGGCAUACUAGUACAGUAACUUGUAUUAAAAUCUUGUGUAUUUCACAAAAAUGUUUAGAUCUAGUAAGCUGUACAUUUUUGCUUCUAAAAAUAAAUAUGACCUCUUUUUAGCUAAAUUAUCAGCUAAAUAAUAGUCAUGCAUGUUGGAUGCACAAUUUAGAACUAAAACUGUCCAGAAUGAUUGUUUAAGAGUUUGAAAAACCUACAUUUCAUUUCAUCAAAAACCAUUGAAAUUUCAUAUUCAUCUUAAGUUCUUGAACAAUCAUGUUGGAUAGCUUUGGUCCAUUUUUGUCAUCAGAAGAUUUCAAUGGUGCUAGAGACUAAUCGAGUGUAUUGCUUUUUAUUAAUAGGGUAAAAUAUAAUGCAUCUCUCUGUGAC